AUGGCUGCGGCGGCGGCGGCGGCCUACCCUCCAUGGGUAAUGUUGGAGCACUCCUGCACGCGGGUGGUCCAGGGCUCCUCCUCCUCCAUUGCCGACACGAACACACUGGCGAGCUGCCGCACCACCAGCGGCCAUCCCAUCAACGUCUCGCUCUGCCUCGCCGCGCCCCCGGAGGGGUCGCGCGUAUGCGUCCAACUUCCCGCCGGCGUCGAGGUGGACUACGCCGUGGUCCUCGCGGCACACGGCGACUCCGUGGUCGUCCAGGUCGCGGGGAUCAAGAACCGCGGCGUGUUCUCCGUCACCAAGUCAACUGACCACUUCGUCUACAGCGCGGGCGACGCGGCCGCCGACCCCCCACGGCCGCCGUCGCUGUCGCUGCUCGCGCCGCACUCCAUCACCUAUGAAGAAGACAACCGUCGUCCCGGGUGUAACUACCUAAAAAGUGCUAGCACCGGCAUCCUUUGCCGUGGCGAGGGCGAUUUCUUGGUGGCGGAGCUCCAGGUGGAGUACGAGAGGUAUCCGAUAAGCAUCGUUAUCCCCGUCGGCGACCAGCUGCUCUGCUGGGUCGACAUGGAAAGCGGUCUUCUCUUCUCCGACGACGUGCUCGACGAGAGCCCCAGCCUGCGAAGGGUUAAUAAUAAGCUGCAAGCAAUCAACAGCACUAUGGAGGCAGCUUCACCGGAGGCGGCGAUCAUGGCCGCGCUUCAAGAGAUACCUCGCUUGGAUCGUGAUGAUAUGCUGAAAGCCUAUCGCAUUCUUACCCACGACGAUAGUGGCCGCCGGUUCAGAUCUCUUAUGGGGCUGCCAAUGGAUUUGAGGAAGGAUUGUGUGCUGAUGGAGAUCAAGGCCAGUAAAGCUUGUGUUUUGUGCUCCCCAUGCUCAGCAGACUUGCAAUGCAACUAA
Miscanthus lutarioriparius is the source of this 903-nucleotide messenger RNA. Lineage: Eukaryota; Viridiplantae; Streptophyta; Magnoliopsida; Poales; Poaceae. The record is from the annotation of a GenBank genome assembly.